Messenger RNA from Haliotis rufescens (red abalone), 4494 nucleotides. Its product is annotated as insulin-like growth factor-binding protein complex acid labile subunit. Gene Ontology annotation, molecular function: protein binding. Bases 215 to 2356 code for a protein of 713 amino acids. Gene Ontology annotation, cellular component: plasma membrane. The transcript is spliced from 2 exons. Lineage: Eukaryota; Metazoa; Mollusca; Gastropoda; Lepetellida; Haliotidae. The record is from RefSeq and is a predicted model, not a curated record.
AAACAGACUAUAGUGGGAGGUCUCUGUCAUCAUUCAAACUCCCCUUCCAUCCUACAGUGUGCCAUGCUCUGCUAGACCGACCAGACUAGUUGUCAUACUGACACAUCAAGAGGAUUAAACAACCAUUUCUCACUGGACUCAUUAUUACACGCAGAUGAUGAACCAAGAGUGAAGCUCAUGUAGAAAUACAGCAGCAGAUACACAAACAUUCAAAAUGGCCGACAUGCAGCGUCUGCUCGUUUGCCUUUCCUUUGUGACAGCAACAGCACUAGCUUCUACUCCAGUAUGUCCAGCAAAGUGUCGAUCUUGUCAAAACAACAUCACAGAUUGUUCCAUUAUGGAACUGGCAAACCCACCAAAAGAUGUAGACAAAAACACAAAGAUUUUCAACAUUGGUGGAAAUGCUUUAAGGGUUCUCGGUGAAAAUUCCUUCAGCAAACUACCAAAUGUUGAAGUCUUAAAGGCAAGUGGAAACCAAAUCAGAGUUGUGAAGAAAAAAACUUUCAAGAAUGUUCCCAAACUCAUGACCCUUGACCUGUCUAACAACAGAAUUGGAAGAAUGUACUCUCAAUCCUUGAUGGGGCUAUCAAAUCUUAAAACUCUAAACCUGGCCAACAACAAUCUUCAAACAGUGACCCAGAUCUUAGAUGUUGUUCCCACAUUGUUCCAACUCAAUCUUGGAUCCAACAAAAUAAAAGUCCUCCAUGCUAAAACCUUUUACAAGAAUGUCCAUAUGCACUACCUUGACUUGAGGUACAACAAGCUUGUCAGAGUCCAUCAAGAUGCCUUCAAACAUCAGAAAUAUUUGCGCUACUUGUUCCUCAACAACAACCCACUGGCUAGUCUUCCUGCACUCAAUAUGGGCAGCCCGAAUCUUCAACUGAUUGACUUUUCUCACUGUCAGCUGAAGAAGGUCCCUCAAGGAAUCCCCCCUUCUGUUUCCGACCUUCGUCUUGGUCAUAACAAUAUAGUUGAGAUACGUAAACGGGAUCUUGAAAAUAUCACCAGACUCCGUAUGCUAACCUUAAACAACAACAAAAUCAACAGAGUGGCAUUCAUGGCUUUCUCAAAGCUGAAGAAUCUUCAGGAGAUUUGGCUGAGAGACAAUGAUCUCAUCUAUAUCCCUCGAGGAUUGCCAGACAAUCUCAGAAAGCUUUACAUGGACUCAAACAAUGUGGUUGAUAUCCAAAAAGCCCAAUUUGCAAACACAUCCCAACUGGAAUAUUUCACAGUUGAGAAAAACAGAGUCCAAACAAUCGAAGCAGGUUCCCUGUCCAAAUUAAGGUUCCUGAAAUAUCUCAACCUUCAAGGCAAUGGAAUAUCAACCAUCUCCAAAGGCAUGUUCAGCAACAUACGAAACCUGACCACACUCACUCUUUCCAACAACCCAAUCAACAAAAUUGAGAGUGGAGCUUUUAAAAAUCUGGAGAACCUGACAUCCCUUUACAUGUCCUAUGUCCCACCUUCAGAUGAGUUUUCCCUGGAGGACAACUUCCUUCCAGGAAUGCCAAAUCUUGAAAAGCUUGGCCUGAUGGGCAGUCAAAGUCUCGCUCUGCAGCUACUCCAGAUCAUUGAUGACACACCAGUCAUGCAGCACCUGACCGAGCUGGAUCUGACCUUCAACGACAUCCAAACCCUCCCACCCUCUGUGCGGAGGGUCUUCCCUAAGAUACAGGCCCUGUCCAUUGAUGGCAACAUCCUUAAUUGUGACCACCGACUUCUCUGGCUGGCAAAGUGGAUGAAUGAAUCAGAUGUCAAAUUCUUUUCUUAUGAAGAACCACUAUGUGAGGAACCAGAAAACAACAAAGGAAAACUGCUCACCGAUGUUCCAGAGACAGAUUAUGUCGAAGUAAAACAAGAAUUACCUCCCCCUCCACCAGUGCAAGAAGAUGACACAAGGAAAGUUGAGGUGGCAGAGGAGGUGGCAGAGAAGGUGGCAGAGAAGGUGGAAGAACCAGUCCAGAAGCUGAAGGUUGUGCAAGUCGAGAGAGUUGAGAAAAUCAAACAGAGACGUAAAGGCCUAAAUCCAGCACACAGGGUGGUGAACGUACCAGCCAAAGCUGCAGCAACAACAACAACAGCAGCUCCUGUAGCAUCCAGAGUAGAGGCAACAACAGCAAAAGCUCCUCAACGUGUUGGCAGACGUCAAAGGCCAACCAAAAACAAGGCAGCCAACAAAAGACAAAGGCGACUGAGGAACAGAAGACGAAAGAAGACUGAUAAGAAACGUCGAAGGAAAAGGCGUCACCGAAAGACGGAGGAUGACAGGCAGAGAAGAUAUGGAAAUGGCCGGAAGAGGAACAGGAACAGGAACAGGAACAGGAACAGAUCAGCAACAGCUGCACUGGCAGCUUAAAUGACAUGGUGCGUUUUUUAAACCAUUACACUUUUAAUGACCAAUAGUGAUGGAUUCUUGAAAUAGGACCAUGUACUGAAUAUAUAAUCCACAAAUUAUGGUUCCAUAAACUUUUACAAAUGAGGCAGAGUUCAGUCUUCGCAAUCAUUCUAAUGACCAAGGUAAAUGAAAUGUUUCGAACAGUUAUCACAUACUACGGAUAAAAGACUUUGCUAAAUGAGACAGAACAUGGUCUUAGCAAUCACAACACUUCUAAAAACCGAUGAAGAUGAUUCUUGAAUAGUUACAAUGCACUAUGGACCUAUUACGUUAACUCCGAAACAAACACAGUGUGAAAAGAACUGCAAACACAUUAUUCAAGGAAGAUGUUUGAUUCAACUCAUCUACUUGAAAACCAGCAUAGUGGGGUGAUGCUGGCAAGCAUAAUGGACCAAGGACUUGCGAUAAGCCCGAACAAAGACAUUUGACUCUAAAGCAGAGAUGGAAACUGAUAUCAAGUAUUUUUUAACCAUGUAACACACCCUAUCCUCCGAACAACCACAACAGUAUUUAGGCUUCAUUUUCAAAAUUACAAAUAAACCACUUGGAACUUGUUUGGGCAUCCAGGGAUGCAACGUAACCUGAAUAUUCACUAGCCCUGAAUAGUGAUAACGUAUAAGGACAACCCGUCAUAAGCCUAAAUUUCAAAAUUUCAACUAAAGAGUAGACUAAAAGACUCGGGAAAGCAGCUAGUGCCUAUAGACAUUGGCCAUUCAUCAUAUUGGUAGCAGCAGUAGCAAAUAUAUGUUAAUAUCAUAGCCAAUGUGAAGCUAAAAGAUAUUUUUAAAUAAGCCUUAUUAAUUACAGAAAUAUUUGUUUCAUAGACAUAAUUGAAACAGCUCUUCUCAGCAAAAUUGGAUGUAUAUUUAUCCAAAGGCACAGAAUUGUGGAUACAUUAUAGUAUCAUAGUAUCUUGUAUUGUAGGCCACACCAAUUUACUUUCUUCUUUAGAACUGGCAAAGAGGCAUGAGGUAAAAAUUAAAACAAAACGUUUCAGGGUUGAGUUGACUUUAGUCUCCUUUUCAAUUCAAAUUUUAAUGAAAUACAAACAAAGCAACACUAUUAAACAGAAAGCAAUUUGGUCUAAUACUUUCAAACUUUCAAAUUUGGCAUGUCAUCUUUAAAACAAGAAAAGGAGUUGGUGUGUCCUGAAUAGGAUGUGAGUUCACGUUACAGGCAGCUAGUGAGACGUUGCUGAAGCAGAGCGUUCCUCUCUGCCAGGCAAGUCACACCUGGCAAGCAGGAAAUAGAUGCUGAGUCGGCUGGUUUAGAAAUCAUCACCUUCAUUAGAAUGCUUCUUGAGAAUCCUCCACACCCAAUAUCCUUGCAUUAACAGGCCAUUACCACUGUGCCAGUACAUAUACACAUCUCUCGUAAAGACAGAAAUAGCCCAGCUGAGUAUUGGAACAAGGCGUCAUCACCUCCUGUCAACUCAUCUUCUUGUUGCUAAUGUUUAAAAAACAUUCAUUUGGCUACGAAAAACUCAUUAUUUGUUAGUAGAAAUUAUCGAUUAAUUUACCAAUGUCCCAAAAUAAUCUCCACAAUACUUACUGAAAUAUCUAUCUGAAAUAGUUUUGCUAAAAUAUCUAUCUGAAAUAGUUUUGCUAAAAUAUCUAUCUGAAAUAAUUUUGCUGAAAUAUCUAUCUCAAGUAAUCUUGCUGAAAUAUCUACCUGAAAUAAUUUUGCUGAAAUAUCUAUCUGAAAUAGUUUUGCUGAAAUAUCUAUCUGAAAUAAUUUUGCUGAAAUAUCUAUCUCAAGUAAUCUUGCUGAAAUAUCUAUCUGGAAUAGUUUUGCUGAAAUAUCUAUCUGAAAUAAUUUUGCUGAAAUAUCUAUCUCAAGUAAUCUUGCUGAAUACCUAUUUAGUAAAUGCUUAAUGCCAAUAAAUAACGCUCUUUUCACAAACAACAAAAAUCUAUUCAAGAUCAUGUAAAUUUGUCACUGUUUCCUAAAGUCAGGAUUUGACAAAUAACAAACCAUCCCACAUAACCCGACCCACCAGAACCCCAGCUGCUUGACAUGUUCAGUUGUAAAUGCAUGACCUAUUGUGAGUCAAAUGUAUGUAGAAGCUUUUGUAUUUGUAAUAAAACUAUCAGAACAUU